This is a messenger RNA of Drosophila grimshawi, 562 nucleotides long. It is a transcript of the gene ND-B17.2, whose product is annotated as probable NADH dehydrogenase [ubiquinone] 1 alpha subcomplex subunit 12. The record is from RefSeq and is a predicted model, not a curated record. Bases 45 to 470 code for a protein of 141 amino acids. Gene Ontology annotation, biological process: mitochondrial respiratory chain complex I assembly; response to oxidative stress. NCBI's taxonomy places the organism in Eukaryota, Metazoa, Arthropoda, Insecta, Diptera, Drosophilidae. The transcript has 5 exons. Gene Ontology annotation, cellular component: membrane.
AAAAACAGCUUCAGCUGAGUGGCAACAUUGUUUUGCUCUUCUUAAUGGCCAACUUUUUGGGAAUCAACCGCCUGGGCAGACUGUUCCAGGCAAUACGCGAGGCGGGCGGCUUUAAGCAAGCUUAUCUAAAGCUAUACAGAAAUGACGACCUGAAGACGGGCACGUUAAUUGGCAUAGACAAGUACGGCAACAAGUACUUUGAGAACCCCUACUAUUUCUAUGGCAGAAAUCGCUGGGUCGAGUUCGCACCCCAUGUGAAUAUGGAGUACGAUGGAUCACAAAUACCCGCCGAGUGGUUUGGCUGGAUGCACUACAAGACCGAUUUGCCACCCAUUCGCGAUGGUUGUCGUCCCAAAUACAAAUGGAUUGCGGAUCACAGUGAGAAUCUGUCCGGCACCAAGGAGUCCUAUAUGCCCUACACCACAACGCCUCCCAAAAUCGAAGCUUGGAAUCCAUCGUCGAAGAAAUAGGGAGUUCUGCAGGCCUAAAUAUAAACUCGUUAGCAUAAAAUGGUUAUUAUAUAAAAUAAAGAGAUCCUCAAGGAACACAAGCCGCAGCAUAA